Molecule: messenger RNA, 854 nt
Organism: Clupea harengus (Atlantic herring)
Lineage: Eukaryota; Metazoa; Chordata; Actinopteri; Clupeiformes; Clupeidae
Product: histone H3
Exons: 1
Coding region: 4-414 (136 amino acids)
Cellular component (GO): nucleosome
Molecular function (GO): structural constituent of chromatin; DNA binding; protein heterodimerization activity
Source: RefSeq, a predicted model, not a curated record
AAUAUGGCAAGAACCAAGCAGACCGCUCGCAAGUCCACCGGAGGCAAAGCCCCGAGAAAGCAGCUCGCCACCAAGGCUGCCCGCAAAAGCGCCCCAGCCACCGGUGGCGUGAAGAAGCCCCAUCGUUACAGGCCCGGUACGGUGGCUCUGAGAGAGAUCCGUCGGUACCAGAAGUCCACUGAGCUGCUGAUCCGCAAGCUGCCCUUCCAGCGUCUGGUCAGAGAAAUCGCUCAGGACUUCAAGACCGACCUGCGCUUCCAGAGCUCUGCCGUCAUGGCUCUUCAGGAGGCCAGCGAGGCUUACCUGGUCGGUCUGUUCGAGGACACCAACCUGUGCGCCAUCCACGCCAAGAGGGUCACCAUCAUGCCCAAGGACAUCCAGCUGGCUCGUCGCAUCCGUGGGGAGCGUGCUUAAGUUAAUCUCUCCCUCUAGAAAUCAAAAGGCUCUUUUAAGAGCCACCAAACUGUCACAUAAGGCUUCAUUCUGACUUUCGAACUAAUUGUUAAGAGUAAGUUAAAUGUCUUUUACUUCUGCACGCUAUGAGCUUACCUACAACUAGCUGUAAAGGGAAAAUGAAGACAUAAUUCCGUAUCUGCUUCAAUGAAUCAUAACAAGUAUCGCCACCCAGGAGCACGUUCAAGUCCUCCGAGUUUGAAUGGAAAUGUAUGCGCCCGUGGGAUUAUUUAAAAAUGUCCAAAGUUUACUAAUACAAGUAAAGCAAAUAGUGUUCGGAUUUUUUUUGUUAAUCUUAAUGAAUAGGGAACCUUUCCAGCCAUGUGUGAAAAUAUGCCAGGUAUACCAACAUGUUUAUGGCGAAUGUGCUUCAUGUUUAAAUACAAACCAAUUUUGUACAA